AGAGAGAGAGAGAGAAGGAGAGAAGGAGAGAGGGGUGGGGAGUUUCCAGGAUUGUUUAAGGCUACUUUUAAAACUGCCAUCCGGAGGAAGACUUUCAGUACCUCUGGAAAGCAAGAUGGCCCAGACUCUGCCUCUGCUGCUGUUGGCUGUGCUGAACUCUCUGAGCUGCCACAGUGAAGUGAGAGCCAGGGACCCUGACGUGGAGGAAGAGGAAGCUGUGGGGACUAGAGGAAGAGGACAUCAUAUGCCUGACACCUUUGGGAUGCCACAUGAACAUCACAGCAUCCCAGUGCCUCCAGAUGGCACACCUCAAAACUUAGCACCCCCCUCAAAAGAGACUAUACAUCAAGCUGCAAAAAGAGGAAACUGGUGUGCGUAUAUAAAUCACCGUGUGGUCACCACAGCCGUACUCUGCGCUACAGAGACUCAAACAGUGAAAUCGGUGAACCCCUGUCCCGAUGGAGCUCCUGACUGUCAAAUAAUCACGCAAUCCUCACGGCCUGUGUACAAGCAGAAGCAGGCAGCACUCUCUUCUAUGCACUGGAAGUGUUGCCCAGGCUAUGGAGGAUACAACUGUCUGGAAAAAGACAAACCUCCAGAGGACGAGAAACAUUCUUCAAAGUCUGAGGUUAAAGACAAUGGCAACUCAGAAGGUAAAAUGGAAACAGACCUAUUGGAAGAUGGAAGCUGGGCUGACAAACCUCUACAGGAGGCUCCCAUUCAUGGUUCUUCACCAAACCAGAGCCCUGAUGGUGCCAAAGAAGGGAUCCAUACCUCUCAGCCUCUGCCAUUCCUUGAUUCAUCAAUUCUGCUGUCAAUGCACCGGUUAAUGUCAACUAUGAUGAGUCAGCUUCAACCAGUGCUAGAAAGCUUCAAUCAAACACUGGAGCAUCUGUCCAGUGAGGUAGACACACUGUCUCAGGACUUGCAGCAGUUGCGGAUGGAACAGGAAGACAACAGAUCCAUCAGCAGGGGUGAAGGUCAUAGUGGAUCUAUUGAGCAGAAACUAGAGUACAGCCAUCUCCAGAUCGACCAAAUGAAAACCCAACUGGACGCACAGAAAGACCAGAUGGAGAGGGCCUUUCAGACCCAACAAGAACUGCUGAAACACAACCUAACGAAACUGAAGGAAGAGAUGGAUGAUCGGAUCAGUCAGAGUCAGGAUGCACAGGUAAAUCUCCAGUCACUAACUGAAUUGGUUGAGGAGGUGAGACUUGGCCAGAAUGGGCUGGAAGAGGCACUGCAGAGACAGCGUACUGAGUUUGUCAGUCUGAGUGGAGGUCAGCCAACACAAGUGUCAGGAGUGUGGGAGGCCAUCACUCGGCUAGAUGAGAAGGCACAAAGUAACUCUGUGCAGCUCAGCAGGUUGUCUGAGACUUCAAAGGAUUCUGCUAGAAUGAUCAAGGAUCUGCAAAGAGACCUAUUGAUCCUGGGACAAAGCCUAGAAGAGGUCAAACAACGCAAUGAGGUCCACUUUGCAGAGACAGGUCUGGAGGUGGAGGCUAAUCGUGUCAGGGUCCUCAACAGCAUUGGUGAGCUUACAUCUAACCUAAGUGCACAUGAGGGUCAGUUGAGAGAAAUUGAGCUUGACCUGGACAACAUCUAUCGUCAACUACAAAGAAAUGAUUCGGUAAUUUCAGAGCAGGUCUGUAGCUGCAAGUCGAUUGGCAGUUCACUAGCUAGGUUGGAGCUGGAGGUGGCUAACGUGACACAUUUAACAAGACAGAACCAACUUGCACUUGAGGAGGCAGAUCUAGAUAUGAUUCGGGUCACUGAAAUGGAGGAUCUUCAUCAGGGCCUGUUGAAUAUGAAGGAAUCAUUGGCCUUUGAGCAGAGCAGAAGCAGGAGUCUUCAUGACAGUAUUUCCCAUCUACAGGCUUCACUCCUGGACAGCCAGCAGGAGAUACAAGGCUUGAAAGAGCAGGACGAGAACAAGUCGGCUGACAUUCGAGGCCUAUCAGCCACCUUCUCUUCCCUCCUAAAUGAUGCUGCGCACUCUGAUGUCCUGGAAGUGCUACUUGGAGAAGAGGUCUUGGAAUUCACACGCUGGUCACAUAGCCAAAAGAAAGAGUUCAGUAUCCCAGAUCUUUUACAGAGAAUGCAUGUGAUGCAGCAAAAGAUUGAGACACAUGAUAUGAGUCUGAAUUCUCUUCGGAGAAAGCAUCCUGACGGAGAUGAGAUGAAUAGUGAUGACCCAGUGACAUACUCGGAGGGGACCGCCACAAAGAACCUUGUGAAGGGCACCGAAAGUUACCAGUCCUCAUUAGAACCUUUGACUGGAGAGGAGGAUGUGGAUUACUCGGUCAGUGACUUCUGGAGUCUGGGAAAAGAGGUGGAGCAAUUAGCAGGUAGAAUAACCAUGUUGGAAGAGCACUGUGGCAACUGCACUGAGCCCCCUGGUGGUUCUGUUGUAGAACUGCAAGCAGAUAUAGCAUCCCUACGUCAAAGCCUGGAGGAUCAUUUGAGAAUGUUUCAAAAACUUUUCAGUAAUACAGAAGAACUAGUCAGCACGACUAGAAGCCUGAACCUACUUGAAGUUUGGAGGCUGGUGAGAAAGAAAGAAGAAAAGAGAAGGAGGGGGCACCAAAACCAAGAACAGAUGAAAAGAGAAGAAAAGACUUCCAGUAUGCGAAGCAAAAGACACAGUGAAACAGAACAUGCUCAGUUACUACAUCCCCCCGUGGUGUUCAUCACAAGCUUGGACUACAGAAUAGGACCAAAUGGGGAGCUUGCAUCAAAAAAUGUGGCUGUGAACUACGGUGGUACUUUUAAUCCUACAUCAGGGGUGUUCCAGGCCCCUGAGACGGGACUCUAUCUCUUUUUAGUGACCUUAGACUUUGAGAGAGGCCUUUCAUUGGCUGUACUGAAGCGCGGUGGAGUUCCAGUGGCCUCCAUCAGACAGGAACCAGGGGAAAAGAGGGGACCAGUGAGCCGAGCCUCUCUGCUGGAGCUUCGGCGAGGGGAGACAGUUACAUUAGAAUUGAUGCAUGGAUCAUUACGAAAAGCGCAGCCUGGGGAUAACACACUGUCUGGACUGUUGCUCUUCAUUACAGAGCACAAGGACUUGCUGUGAAAAGAUUUGGGUGAGCGACAAAGGCAUGGGAGGAUACAUUCAAGUCUGUCGCACUGUGCGUCACUGCCAGACAUACUGUAAUUUGUAUGCAUGCAUCCUCUUCUUGAAGGUGCCAAAAUACUUGUUGAAAUAUUAUGUUUUGUAACUGGCUCUGGAAUAUUACUGAGAAAACAGGGUAAGUUAAAGAAAUAAGGGGAAAACAGUUAUAUACCAGAAAAAUACAGAUACCACAAGUCCUUCUGUUGGUCUUUAAAAUGUAGAGGAUCUAAUAAUAAGGCAAGCAUCACAGUAUGGAAAUCAGUUACUAUGAGGUGAUAUGAAUAAACAAAAGGUACCAACAGUCCAAAAAUGGUUGCAUUCAAAUGAUCACAUUCAAUGCAAAUGUCAAUCAAGAAGAAGGAAAAAAAAAACAUGACUGUGUACUAAAAUAAGGUAAUUUACUUAAAAAUUGAUACAUUGGACUAAUUCUGUGUACAGAACAGCUUUUCUUGGUAAACAUAAGGCAUCUCUCUUUAAACCAGAUGCUGUGCACAAUACAAUAAAAAAAAAAAAUCAUA
Molecule: messenger RNA, 3630 nt
Organism: Megalobrama amblycephala (Wuchang bream)
Lineage: Eukaryota; Metazoa; Chordata; Actinopteri; Cypriniformes; Xenocyprididae
Gene: mmrn2b
Product: multimerin 2b
Molecular function (GO): protein binding
Source: RefSeq, a predicted model, not a curated record